Echinops telfairi (small Madagascar hedgehog) is the source of this 975-nucleotide messenger RNA. RefSeq names its product olfactory receptor 7A17-like. Gene Ontology annotation, biological process: G protein-coupled receptor signaling pathway. Bases 1 to 975 code for a protein of 324 amino acids. Lineage: Eukaryota; Metazoa; Chordata; Mammalia; Afrosoricida; Tenrecidae. The record is from RefSeq and is a predicted model, not a curated record. The transcript has a single exon. Gene Ontology annotation, cellular component: membrane. Gene Ontology annotation, molecular function: G protein-coupled receptor activity; olfactory receptor activity.
AUGGCACAGUUGGCAAAAGCCUUUUUUCUCUCUCUAAGUUGUUUCAUCAGCUACAUGGAACCAGGAAACCACACUGAGAGUCCAGAAUUCAUCCUUCUGGGUUUUUCUGAAGAGGCAGAGCUGCAGCCCCUCCUCUUUGGACUGUUCCUCUCCAUGUACCUGGUCACCUUCACUGGGAACCUGCUCAUCAUCCUGGCCAUCACCACAGACUCCCACCUCCACACACCCAUGUACUUCUUCCUCUCCAACCUCUCCUUUGCUGACAUCUGUUUCACUUCCACCACGGUCCCAAGGAUGCUACUGAACAUCCAGAUGCAGAACCAAGUAAUUACUUAUGAAGAGUGCGUCACCCAGAUGCAUUUUUUCAUUCUUUUUGGGUGCUUAGACAACUUACUACUGACAGUGAUGGCCUAUGACCGGUUUAUGGCCAUCUGUCACCCACUGCAUUAUACUGUCAUCAUGAACCCAAGAUCCUGUGGCCUCCUGCUUCUGGCCUGCUGGUUGUUGACUUUUCUGGACUCUCUUUUACAAACUUUAAUGGUUUUGCGACUGACUUUUUGUACAGAAUUGGAAAUCUCCCAUUUUUUCUGUGAAGUCAACCAGGUCGUCCAACUUGCUUGUUCUGACACGUUCCUCAAUGACUUAGCCCUUCAUUUAACAACUGGACUCCUGGGUGUAGUUCCACUCACUGGAAUCCUUUUCUCCUACAUGAAGAUUGUGUCCUCCAUUUUGAAAAUUUCAUCAGCUGGGGGAAAAUAUAAAGCCUUUUCCACUUGUGGGUCUCACCUCUCUGUGGUCUCCUUGUUCUAUGGCACAGGUCUUGGGGUUUUUCUUGGUUCUGCAGUUAUUGAAAACUCCAGGGCCAGUGCAAUCGCCUCAGUAAUGUACACUGUAGUCACCCCCAUGCUGAAUCCAUUUAUCUACAGUCUUAGAAACAAAGACAUAAAGCAAGCCCUAAGAAAACUUUUCACCUGA